Molecule: messenger RNA, 1288 nt
Organism: Paralichthys olivaceus (Japanese flounder)
Lineage: Eukaryota; Metazoa; Chordata; Actinopteri; Pleuronectiformes; Paralichthyidae
Gene: atg101
Product: autophagy related 101
Biological process (GO): autophagosome assembly; autophagy
Cellular component (GO): phagophore assembly site
Source: RefSeq, a predicted model, not a curated record
AACCGAGACUUAUCCAGGGUGACAUGAAUCCUACACGUUAUUUGUUUUAAUCAGGGAUCAUAUUUUUUAUUUUAGUAGUUUAAUUAAUUACCCCGGGUAGAAAAACUACAACUACAACGUAUUUUUGAGCUUCGCGGCUUGCCGUAGACUGUCUGCCAUCAUUGUUAUCAGUCAGUAGCUCGUCGUGUUUGUAGCAAAGAGCUAGCUGCUGCUAAGUACCUGCUGUCACUGCUCAGAAAUUCCAUUGAGACAGGGUUCCCUUUCAAACGUAUGUAUAUAUUUUAUAGUUUAUUUAUAUAAUUUCGAGGUCUUCUGUAUUUUAACACAUCGUAAUACGUUGUGUAGAGAAGGGGCCGCCCGUCAGGACAGGUAAACAAACUAUAGCCGAGCUACGCUCAGUAGCCACCAUCUCCCUUCUCGUGUCGUCGCCUGUAAAUGGAAACAUCUCUUGUUUCGCAAUGAACUGUCGCUCGGAGGUUCUGGAGGUGACAGUGGAGUCGAGGCAGGUGGAGGAGGCCAUGCUGGCUCUGCUGCACACCAUCUUAAUGCACCGCAGCACCGGGAAAUUUCACUACAAGAAGGAGGGCACCUACUCCAUCGGUACAGUGGGCACACUUGAUUUCGAUUGUGAUUUCAUCGACUUCACCUUUGUCAGAGUGUCCUCAGAGGAGCUGGACAGGGUGAUCAGGAAGGCUGUGUCUGAAUUUAAGGACGCUUUGAGCAAUUCAGGCAGCGACGGCAUGGGGCAAAUCUCCCUGGAGUUCUACCAGAAGAAGAAAUCUCGCUGGCCUUUUUCAGAUGAGUGUAUUCCCUGGGAGGUGUGGAGCAUCAAGGUCAAUGUUGUCAACCUCGCCAACGAGCAGGAGAGACAGAUCUGCAGGGAGAAAGUGGGCGAGAAGCUGGGGGAGAAGGUGAUCAACGUGGUUGAGGUCAUAAAUCGCCACGAGUACCUGCCAAAGAUGCCCACCCAGUCAGAAGUGGACAAUGUUUUUGACACCAGUCUCAAAGAUGUUCAGCCAUACCUUUACAAAAUCACAUACCAGAUCACUGACUCCCUGGGAACCUCCGUAAGCACCACAAUGAGGAGGCUGAUUAAAGACACCUUGGCACUGUGAGGAUGCUCCAACACAGAGAAGAGAAAGUUAUGGAUGACUUCAAACCUUAAAAAUAUCUGUAGUAACAUCUGUCAUCUCUUUUUAUGUUAAAACAUUUUUUUUUCAGCUCCACUUCUGCUACAGUGAGUGUCAGAUAACUUUUCAGACGUCUCUGUCAUGGUUCUGGUAUUGAU